Messenger RNA from Chroicocephalus ridibundus (black-headed gull), 2371 nucleotides. It is a transcript of the gene LSAMP, whose product is annotated as limbic system associated membrane protein. Lineage: Eukaryota; Metazoa; Chordata; Aves; Charadriiformes; Laridae. The coding region runs from base 500 to 1552 and encodes 350 amino acids. The transcript has 8 exons. The record is from RefSeq and is a predicted model, not a curated record.
AAGGGAGCUCGGGACUGGGAGGCUGCACAGCCGCGCACUGGAGCAGGACCAUCCACUCGCGCAGCCCGGCGGCACAGGACUCGUCUUGUUCCUUAUUCCUUUUUUUUUUUUUUUUUUUUUCCAAUCUCUCUCCAUCACUCCAAACGGGUCGAUUUAAUUGUUAUUGUUUUUAAAUUAUUUUGCUACCUGACUUUUUCCUCUUGCCUUUUUUUUUUUUUUAAUUGAAGGUUGUGCUAAGACUUUUUUUUGGAAAGCGUUAAAAAACAAAAAAUAAAAGACAAGGGGGGGAAAGAAGCCAGCAAGAGACUGAAAAGAGGAAGAGAAAGUGGCAGCUAAGAAGGACUGUGAAAUCACCUCCCCUUUCUGGGGCUGUCGAUCAGAGCGAGAGUUGUACAUUAUUAUUACUGUUUUUCUUUCCACAUCUAUCUAUCCACAUACACAGGGGGAGAGAGAGAGAGAGAGAGACAAGUACAGUCGGUGAAACUCGACGAGACCAGCCAUGGUAGCAAGGGCUCAGCCUGAUCGGAAACAAUUACCGCUGGUCCUACUGAGAUUGCUUUGCCUUCUCCCUACAGGGCUGCCAGUCCACAGCGUGGAUUUUACCCGAGGUACCGAUAACAUCACCGUGAGGCAGGGGGACACAGCCAUCCUCAGGUGUUAUGUAGAAGACAGAAGCUCCAAGGUGGCCUGGUUAAACCGUUCUGGCAUCAUUUUUGCUGGAGAAGACAAGUGGUCCCUGGACCCUCGAGUAGAGCUGGAGAAGAGAAACCCCCUGGAAUACAGCCUGCGGAUCCAGAAAGUGGAUGUCUACGAUGAGGGGUCCUAUACGUGUUCAGUGCAGACACAGCAUCACCCCAAGACUUCCCAGGUUUACUUGAUCGUGCAAGUUCCACCAAAGAUCUCUAAUAUCUCCUCGGACAUCACCGUGAAUGAGGGCAGCAACGUGACCCUGGUUUGCAUGGCAAAUGGACGUCCUGAGCCUGUCAUCACCUGGAGGCACCUCACCCCAACAGGCAGAGAGUUUGAAGGCGAGGAAGAGUAUCUGGAGAUCCUAGGGAUCACACGAGAGCAAUCGGGCAAGUACGAAUGCAAAGCUGCCAAUGAGGUUGCUUCAGCAGAUGUCAAGCAAGUCCGCGUCACUGUGAACUACCCUCCCACUAUCACAGAGUCCAAGAGCAAUGAAGCAGCCACGGGACGACAAGCCUUACUCCGCUGCGAGGCGUCAGCAGUGCCCACGCCUGAUUUCGAGUGGUACAGAGAUGAUACCAGGAUAAACAGCGCCAACGGUCUGGAGAUAAAGAGCACGGGGACCCAGUCUCUGCUGAUGGUGGCCAACGUCACUGAGGAACACUACGGGAACUACACCUGCGUGGCUGCCAACAAGCUGGGAGUCACAAAUGCCAGCCUAUACCUUUACAAACGAGUUUUACCCACACUCCCCAAUCCUUUUCCAGGACCCGGCACAGGGAGAGUAGACAACGGCUCCAUGAGUUUGGCCGUCCCACUGUGGCUGCUGGCAGCGUCCCUGAUCUGCCUACUCAGCAAAUGUUAAUACAAAUCAGAAUUAAAAAUAAUAAUAAUAAUAAUAAUAAUAAUAAUAAUUAAAAAAAAACCCAACACGACAACAACAACAACAACAACAACACACAAAGCAAAACGCGUUAUACAGGAGACAGAGCGAAGAGAGGGGAGAGAGAAAAAAGAGAGGGGAGGGGAGAGAGAGAGAGGACUGUUUCUUUCACAACUUUUGUGUGUUCAGGAGCGAAGAGGGGGGAGAGGAAAAAUUACAGCAAAGAAGACUCAGCAACAUUUAAUCCAAAACCUGACAAGCCGGCUGUCAAGUCACCGACCGUCUAGGAGGCAACACGAAGCAAGGGAGAGAAUGGGACACCAGCAAGGAUCGUGUCGCCGGAGGAUGCUGCAAUGCAAACAAUCCAACAAAACCCGCAAAGCCAAUCGAACAGAAGAUCCCUUUUCUUUUCUCUCCUCCUUCCUCUUUUCCAUGCUCCCUCACCUUCCUUCCUUCCUCCUCUUUCUUUCUUUUGCGGAAAGAGGUCUUUGCUUCGGUGUCUAUAGCCACUUAACUUUUUGGAUGCCCUGGGUCAUUUUUGUGAGCCGAUGCUCAGCCAGCUCAUACUUUUGAAAACAAAAAAAAGAAAAAGAAAAGAAAAAGAAAAAAAAAAAAGCCACAAACCAGAGUAAGUCACCUGAAGCUCUCUGCACACUGGUGUCCUGUGAAGAACCCCUUCCCCUCUUCACCCUGCGCUCCUGUGCGCCCAGCCCUUGCUAAACCCCUUCUUUUCUGUCCCCUCUUCCAUGCAUCAUCACACUCGCUGGCCUGAACUAAAGCUGUGUCAAACUCUACUGAAAA